AUGGAAAACACAACUUUCAAAGUAAUAACCUUAGGAAAUUAUGGAGUUGGAAAGACAUCACUAUUACUACGAGCUGUCGACGAAAAUCCAGUAAUUUCAUCAAACUAUAUGUGCACUAUUGGGGUGCAGGCCCAAUGAUCGUGCACUUUUGAUAGUGUGCAUUUCACCGAAGUACAUUUGGUUGAAAUUUUUUUUAAUAGUGAGACCUUUGACCGAAAAAACCCGUCAAAUUUCAACCAAAUGUCACGCAAUUUUAAAAAAUUUCGACCAAAAUGCACUGUCAUUAGCAUGGAGCCUCACUAUUGGUGUUGACUUUAAAACGAAAAUGCAUGUAUUGAAUGGUGAGCCCUAUAAAUUAAUGAUUUGGGAUACAGCUGGCCAAGAACAGUUUUAUCAUAUAAAUAGGCUUUAUUAUAGUGGGUGUAACGGAGUUAUACUUGUCUACGAUAUUACUAGCUUUACUUCCUUUGAAAAAAUUAAACUAUAUUUGUUCUAAUAUAUAAAUAAAUAGCCUAUUUUUUAUAAAAAAAGCUUUAUAGCUUGCCAAUUAUAGCAGAAUAAUUUUUUUAAGGACGAUUUCGAAAACUACUCAGAUGGGAAAAUCCCUAUGGUGUUAGUAGGUAAUAAAUGUGACUGUAAAGAUCGACAAGUAACUCCUGAGCAAGGCCAUGACCUAGCUGAAAAGCUUGAAAUCCCAUUUUUGGAAUGUUCAGCACUAACUGGCAUCCACAUAAACAAAGUUUUCGAUGUUCUUCUACAAGAAAUAGUUAAAGUGGCAUCUAAAGAGGAGCCAGUUUCGAAAACGUCAUUUGUAAUCAAUGCUAUUGUAAAGCAACCGAAAAAGAAAAUUAAGCAAUGCUGCUUAAGCAAGUAA
Molecule: messenger RNA, 874 nt
Organism: Blepharisma stoltei
Lineage: Eukaryota; Ciliophora; Heterotrichea; Heterotrichida; Blepharismidae
Source: the annotation of a GenBank genome assembly